UAUAACAUUUCUUCUACCUCUUCGAGUACCACAAACUACCUUUUAUCUCGGUAUUUCCUUCCCGAUGGAGUCCGUUGCCUCCAAUACACCAUCCUCGUCGGACAACCAUCAUCCUCCCUUGCGAUUCAGACCCAUCCAUCAACCAAUAGCAGAUCGGAUACUUAGAGCUCUCAGUCACCAUCUCAGCCUCCUCCACCGUGAAGACUCCAACUUCUUUGUGUUGGGUGCCACGGGAAACGUUUACACUGUGACGUUGUCUGUCACCCCUUCAUGCUCGUGUCCUGACCACACAACUCCAUGCAAACAUAUAUUAUUUAUCUUUAUUCGAGUAUUGGGUGUUUCUCUAGAUGAUACUUGUCUUCAGAGGAGAACUCUCCGGCCAUGCCAACUCAAUCACUUACUCAGCACGCCUACAUCACCUGAAGUAAUUGCAGGAGCCAAGGUUCGUGAGAGAUUCCAUGAGUUAUUCUUUAAAGCUAGGCAGAGCGCUUCACAGCCGAUUGUUGAUAUAAAAAACGACACUAAUUGCCCGGUUUGCCUCAGCGAGAUGGGAAAGGGUGAGAGAGUUGUGACCUGUGCGACAUGUCAGAAUCCGAUACAUGAAGAAUGCUUAUUAAAGUGGAAAAGGAGCAGGGGAAGGAGGUCUGCAAGUUGUGUGAUAUGUCGGGCAAGGUGGAGAGAUGGGACUGAGCAGGAAAAGUAUUUGAACCUAGCAGCUUAUGUUGGCGAGGACAACCCAACUGUUGAGGACGGUGGGAUCCUUUGUAGCAGUUGAGUUUUCAUGAUUGGUUAACCUAGCUAGAAACAUAAUUAGCAAAAGCCAGGUUAUGGAACAUUUCAUUGUAACUAUUACAUGUAUAUAACAAGGUAGAAUUUUAGAUGGAAA
Messenger RNA from Carya illinoinensis, 886 nucleotides. RefSeq lists its product as uncharacterized. Bases 65 to 775 code for a protein of 236 amino acids. NCBI's taxonomy places the organism in Eukaryota, Viridiplantae, Streptophyta, Magnoliopsida, Fagales, Juglandaceae. Gene Ontology annotation, molecular function: zinc ion binding; ubiquitin protein ligase activity. The transcript has a single exon. The record is from RefSeq and is a predicted model, not a curated record.